CUUUAAAUUCAUUUAUAUAUUUAUAUGUAUCUUCAAAUUCAUACAGACAGAUAGCGCUAUAGUAUUAUUUGCUUUUUUAUCUAUUUCUUUAUUGCAUAUUCAAAUAUUUCAUUGCAUUGAUAUUAAUACUGAUUGAGCUUAACCUAGAUUCAGAUGCAAAGUAAACAAAAAACCAGGUGACAGUUAUGGCAAGAUAUUCUAGUGAAUCAGAUUCAGAUCAUAAUAGCAGAUAUCGACGAAGACGUAGUAGAAGAUCUAGAUCAUCUAGUUCAGAUUCUAGCGAUUCAUCUCCUCAUAGAAAAAGAUCAUCCAAACAUUCAAAAACAAAACGUAGACAUCGCUCACAUUCAAGAAGCAGAGGCAGAGACAGAGAUCACAAUCAAAAGAAUUAUAAAAGUUCUAGAAACAGUAAUUCAAAAGGAAGAGAGAGACAUAGAUAUCAUUCUAGGUCUAGAUCUUCAGAUUGUUCAAAAAGAAAAGCUAGAUCUAUUUCAAGAGAAAAGUCUGGAAGUCGUUCAAGUAGUUCACAAUCUAAUGUGAAAACUAUUGUAUCUGAAAAAACUAAAAAUGUUUUAAUAAAAGAUGAUUUCCCGAUUGAACCUCGUUUUAAAGAAGGUGUAUUAGAGGAAAUUAAUUCCGAAGGUUUUACACCCAAACAAUUUUCAUCUAAUACAAAGGAAAAAAAGUUUAAAAACAUUGUUAUAGAUAUUAAUGCAGAUACUAUACAAGUUCCAACAGUGGCUGAAAUUCCUAAUGGAACAGAGAGUAUUUUUCAUUCAUCGAUAAUGAUUGAUCAAGAAGCAAGAUUUGAUAAAUGGGUAAAAAAAUUAUAUACUCUUAGACAAAAAGCUAUAGCUGAUUUAACACAUUCAAAUGUGACUUAAUAGAUGGAUAAUUUAAUUUCGUUAAAAUUGAUUACUAUAAAUAAAUGUUGUUAAAAAAAAUAUAUUUAAUCAUAUAAGUUAAAUUAAAAAAAAAUAAAUAAGAUAAAUAUUUUAUAA
Messenger RNA from Apis cerana (Asiatic honeybee), 1001 nucleotides. Its product is annotated as luc7-like protein 3. NCBI's taxonomy places the organism in Eukaryota, Metazoa, Arthropoda, Insecta, Hymenoptera, Apidae. The record is from RefSeq and is a predicted model, not a curated record.